CUCCCCCGUCCCGGGCGCGGCGGCUCGGCGAUCGGAGAGCGCGUGUUUCCCUCCCGCACGCACGGCUUGCUCUCAGCCGGUGGGGUCAGACGCCGGGGAUUGAGGAUGGGGCAGUAGCUGCAGGAGGCGACCCCGCAACACCGAGAUUAACAUUUUGGGAGACAGUUUUCAUGAUGCUUGAGUCAUCCUUGGAAUAAUGUGGACAGAAGUUCUCAAACUUGCAUAUUACAUCAACGGAACCAACGGCGUAUCUUAAUGUUCCCUUAAAUCAGAACUUGUAUAAAAAAAAGAAUGGGAAUCUGGUUAAAUAAAGAUGACGGUGACAGAGACAUGAAGGGGGUCAUUGUCUGUUUUCUACUAGUGUAUGUGGCUGUUUUGGUGGCCACAGAUCAGGAUUUUUACAGUUUACUUGGAGUAUCCAAAACUUCAAGCAGUAGAGAAAUAAGACAAGCUUUCAAGAAAUUGGCAUUGAAGCUGCAUCCUGAUAAAAACCCGAAUAACGCAAAUGCACAUAGUGAUUUUUUAAAAAUAAAUAGAGCAUAUGAAGUACUCAAAGAUGAAGAUCUGCGGAAAAAGUAUGACAAAUAUGGAGAAAAGGGACUUGCAGACAAUCAAGAAGGAGGCCAGUAUGAAAGCUGGAAUUAUUAUCGCUACGAUUUUGGUAUUUAUGAUGAUGAUCCUGAAAUCAUAACAUUGGAUAGAAGAGAAUUUGAUGCUGCUGUUAAUUCUGGAGAACUGUGGUUUGUGAACUUUUACUCCCCAGGAUGUUCACACUGCCAUGAUUUAGCUCCCACGUGGAGAGACUUUGCUAAAGAAGUAGAUGGAUUACUUCGAAUUGGAGCUGUUAACUGUGGUGAUGAUAGAAUGCUUUGCCGAAUGAAAGGAGUCAGCAGUUAUCCCAGCCUCUUCAUUUUUAGAUCUGGAAUGGCUGCGGUGAAAUACCAUGGUGACAGAUCAAAGGAAAGUUUAGUGAGCUUCGCCAUGCAACAUGUUAGAAGCACAGUGACAGAACUGUGGACAGGAAAUUUUGUUAACUCCAUACAAACUGCUUUUGCUGCUGGUAUUGGUUGGCUGAUCACUUUUUGUUCCAAAGGAGGAGAUUGUUUGACUUCACAGACACGUCUCAGGCUUAGUGGCAUGUUGGAUGGUCUUGUUAAUGUAGGAUGGAUGGACUGCGCCAUACAGGAAAACCUUUGUAAAAGUUUGGAUAUCACAACAAGUACCACUGCCUAUUUUCCUCCUGGAGCCACUUUGAGUAACAAAGAGAAAAGCAAUAUUUUAUUUCUUAAUUCAUUGGAUGCUAAAGAAAUAUAUUUGGAAAUAAUGCAUAAUCUUCCAGAUUUUGAACUACUUUCAGCAAACACACUAGAGGAUCGCUUGGCUCAUCAUCGGUGGCUCAUAUUUUUUCAUUUUGGAAAAAAUGAAAAUUCAAAUGAUCCUGAGUUGAAGAAACUAAAAACUCUACUUAAAAAUGAACAUAUUCAAAUCGGCAGGUUUGACUGUUCCUCUGCACCAGACAUCUGUAGUAAUCUCUAUGUUUUUCAGCCAUGUCUAGCAGUAUUUAAAGGACAAGGAACCAAAGAAUAUGAAAUUCAUCAUGGAAAGAAGAUUCUAUAUGAUAUACUUGCCUUUGCCAAAGAAAGUGUUAAUUCACAUGUUACCACACUUGGACCUCAAAAUUUUCCUGCCAAUGACAAAGAACCAUGGCUUGUUGAUUUUUUUGCCCCUUGGUGUCCGCCAUGUCAAGCGUUAUUACCGGAGUUACGGAAAGCAUCAAAGCAUCUUUAUGGUCAGCUUAAGUUUGGUACUCUAGAUUGUACAGUUCAUGAGGGACUCUGUAACAUGCAUAACAUUCAGGCUUAUCCAACAACAGUGGUAUUCAACCAGUCCAACGUUCAUGAAUAUGAAGGACAUCACUCUGCAGAACAGAUCUUGGAGUUCAUAGAGGAUCUUAUGAAUCCUUCAGUGAUCUCCCUAACACCCACCACUUUCAAUGAACUAGUUACACAGAGAAAACAUGAUGAAGUAUGGAUGGUUGAUUUCUAUUCUCCAUGGUGUCAUCCAUGUCAAGUGUUAAUGCCAGAAUGGAAGAGAAUGGCUCGGACAUUAACUGGACUGAUCAACGUGGGCAGUAUAGACUGCCAACAGUAUCAUUCUUUUUGUGCCCAAGAAAAUGUUCGGAGAUACCCCGAGAUAAGACUUUUUCCCCAAAAAUCAAAUAAAGCUUAUCAAUAUCAUAGUUACAAUGGUUGGAAUAGGGAUGCUUAUUCCCUAAGAAUCUGGGGUCUAGGAUUUUUACCUCAAGCAUCCAUAGAUCUAACACCUCAGACUUUCAAUGAAAAAGUUUUACAAGGGAAGAAUCACUGGGUGGUUGAUUUCUACGCUCCUUGGUGUGGACCUUGCCAAAAUUUUGCUCCGGAAUUUGAGCUCUUGGCUAGGAUGAUUAAAGGAAAAGUGAAAGCUGGGAAAGUAGACUGUCAGGCUCAUGCUCAAACCUGCCAGAAAGCCGGGAUCAGAGCCUAUCCGACUGUUAAAUUUUAUCCCUACGAAAGAGCAAAGAGAAAUACCUGGGGAGAGCAAAUAGAUGCCAGAGAUGCAAAAGAGAUUGCUACCUUAAUAUAUGAAAAAUUGGAAAAUCUCCAAAACCAUGGAAAGAGGAAUAAGGAUGAACUUUAAUGAUGUCAAGGAUGAAGAAACAAUUGAAAAGAAAUUCUAACAAAUGACCUCAGAAGACAUCUUUUUAGAGUGUUACAUUCUUGAUGGGAAUAAAUCAGCAUUAUCUUGGACUUGUAAUUGCACUGUCUGAAUUCUGUACAACAUUGCUAUAAAGGAAAGGUCU
Ceratotherium simum simum (southern white rhinoceros) is the source of this 2839-nucleotide messenger RNA. Its product is annotated as endoplasmic reticulum disulfide reductase DNAJC10. The record is from RefSeq and is a predicted model, not a curated record. Gene Ontology annotation, biological process: protein folding in endoplasmic reticulum; IRE1-mediated unfolded protein response. Gene Ontology annotation, cellular component: endoplasmic reticulum lumen; endoplasmic reticulum. Gene Ontology annotation, molecular function: protein-disulfide reductase activity; oxidoreductase activity, acting on a sulfur group of donors, disulfide as acceptor; misfolded protein binding. NCBI's taxonomy places the organism in Eukaryota, Metazoa, Chordata, Mammalia, Perissodactyla, Rhinocerotidae.